UAGGGGUCGAUAAUGUUUUCAAGUACCCAGCCUGUUAUCGUGAAACACUGAGACCCUUCAUCCGCACCGUUUUGGAAUUUAGGGUUCAUCACAAUCUUUGAUCUCAGCCAUUAGAGAAGCUGAGAUGGAAAGGUCGUCGUUACGAUUCCGUUUGUUGGUGUUUGUUCACGACCUUUCGCCCUCUUUACCUCCAUCGAAACGAGACAGCAUCCAGAUUCAUCACAUUAAACAUGUUAUUAACUAUUUCAGCCACGAUCUACACUUCAAUGUGUGUGAAUCUUCUUAGAGGCAGUGUUUAUACGGAUAUAAAAAGAAUGGUAACUGUUUAUGUAUCUGAGCAUUCAGAGCUAGAUACGGCGGUUUUGGGCCAUUCCACAAAGCAACAGGUCUUGAAUCCUUCAUCUCGGCGGUGGCAUCUUCGGCAACUAACGAUGCUAACGAUGCAUUUUCGGUGGUGGUUUCACUGUCGUUGCUUGAGCUUCCACCUACACAAGCAGUGGAGUUUCUCCAUUUCUCUGAUUCGUCGUCUUCGUCUUUCAAGCACUGGCCUGUACCAGAAUCGGUUUAGAUAUCUCUCCACCGCAGCUUCUGGACAUUGACUUUUCCUUCUAACUCAGCCCUCUUGGAGCGAGCAUCUCACUUCUCGGUACAUGUACAAACGCGCCACUAAGAAGCUUGCAGAAGCCGAGACGCUCUUGGUAGCAUUUACUGAGUUUGAAGAGCGAUUCAAGGAGUCGGAACGUGCUAGGUUUAUCUAUAAGUUUGGUCUUGAUCAUAUUCCUACAUGGAGAGCUGAGGAUUUGUAUAAAAAGUUUGUGGCGUUUGAGAAACAGUAUGGUGAUAAGGAAGAGACUGAGGACGCCACUGCUGGGAAGAGGAGGUUUCAGUAUGAAGAUGAAGUGAGGAAGAACACUUUGAACUAUGAUUCUUGGUUUGAUUACGUUACGUUGAUCAUACUACGCAUAAGAAGAUUGUUGCAUUUUGUGGAAAGCUAUUGUUGUUGUUUUUUUUUGAAACAAGUGGAAAGGAUUAACUAUGCAUUGUAUGGAGAUAUUGAAACAAAAGAUGUGGAGCGUACACAAGAUGUAUACAUGUACACCAAAGCCUACCUGUUCUGAAACUUGCGAAGUUACUUUCAUUUAUGUUUCACUCUAGCAUUUUAGUUUGACUGUCUGUAUUCGUCUUACCAAACAUUACAGAUAAUGUCUCGAGCUUAUCCCCCAUUCUAAAUUCUCCUUUGCCAAAAUAUGGUUGCUUGCUGCUCAGUUUGAAAUCCGGCAAUUGGAUCUCGCCGGUGCUCGGCAGAUAUGAGGAAACGUGCCAGAUGUAACUUUAAAGCUACACUAGAUUUUGACCCGCGCUUUGAAAACGCGGGUUUUAUGGGUUAUAUACGAAGUUGGAUAUGAGAUAUUAUUUUGAGUAGAUUGUGUAUUAUUAUGUUAUAAAGUCGUAUUAUAUCA
Brassica napus (rape) is the source of this 1460-nucleotide messenger RNA. Its product is annotated as crooked neck-like protein 1. Gene Ontology annotation, biological process: mRNA splicing, via spliceosome; spliceosomal complex assembly. Lineage: Eukaryota; Viridiplantae; Streptophyta; Magnoliopsida; Brassicales; Brassicaceae. The transcript is spliced from 4 exons. Bases 651 to 1118 code for a protein of 155 amino acids. Gene Ontology annotation, cellular component: precatalytic spliceosome; Prp19 complex; post-mRNA release spliceosomal complex. The record is from RefSeq and is a predicted model, not a curated record. Gene Ontology annotation, molecular function: protein binding.